UCACUGGCUCAAUUCCGAAGGGGCCUCCGCUGUCCCGGAACCAUAAUACCACCCCAUAGGCCACGAGCCUACGACUACGACAAGAACAGCACACCGAACUCCGACACAUCUACGUUUACAUUCAGUAAUUUUCCCCUGGUACGUGGAUAAGGGCAAGGAUGAACAAAGGUGGACCGGCGGGUGGAGGAGUAUUGGGGGGUGGGAUUGGAGGUGGUGCAGGAAGGGGCCCGACUGCUGCAGCGGCUGCAGCUGCUACUCAGAAGCAAAAGACUUUGGUGCAAAGGGUAGAAGGUGACAUCGCCAAUAUUGUGGAUAAUUUCAGCCACCUUGUUAAUGUUGCUAGGGUAAAUGAUCCACCAGUUAGAAAUUCACAGGAAGCUUUUAUGAUGGAAAUGCGUGCUGCCAGAAUGGUCCAAGCAGCUGAUUCCCUUCUUAAAUUGGUGUCAGAGCUGAAGCAGACGGCAAUUUUUUCAGGAUUUGCUUCUCUAAAUGACCAUGUUGAGCAAAGAGUGGUUGAAUUUAACCAACUAGCGGAAAAGACAGACAGAAUGUUAUCUAGAAUUGGAGAAGAAGCUGCCGCUAGCCUUAAAGAGCUUGAGUCUCAUUAUUCUUCUUCUACGCAGAAGAAUAUUGAUGCCGUGGAACCAUGACUGUUAUUCUGUUAAUCCACCUAGCACUCCUAUCUUAGUGAAGAAUACUUUCAAGCGCAUAAAUAGAUGAGUUUUCCAGCUCUCAGAGUUCAUACAAGUUUCUUCGUUUGAAUUACUGGAAUUUAGGACUAGGUUGAAGAAAUUGGUAUCUCAUUUCUGAUGUGUACAAUGUAUGGUAGAUCGUGUCACAUGGAAUGAGGAACAAAAUUUAGUCUCGUACACCAUGUUUAAUCAAGAAACAUAAUAGUUUGUACCCCAAUUCUUUAAGUUAUUUUGCUGUAUCAAAUUUCAAUUUCCAAGCAAUUAAUAAUUAGUCUCAUACCAA
Messenger RNA from Neltuma alba, 975 nucleotides. Its product is annotated as mediator of RNA polymerase II transcription subunit 22a-like. The transcript is spliced from 4 exons. The record is from RefSeq and is a predicted model, not a curated record. Gene Ontology annotation, cellular component: mediator complex. Lineage: Eukaryota; Viridiplantae; Streptophyta; Magnoliopsida; Fabales; Fabaceae. Gene Ontology annotation, molecular function: transcription coregulator activity. Gene Ontology annotation, biological process: regulation of transcription by RNA polymerase II. Bases 159 to 650 code for a protein of 163 amino acids.